AUGGCGUCAAAUUCCUUAUCUGUCGCUGCUAAUGUCCACACGCCAUCGGUUGCGACAAGCCCCAUGGUCCAGGUUUCGGCCAACCUUGACUUGGUCAAGCUUAUCAUGUCCAACUACAAUGACGAUCUGAAGAAAACGUUCUUACUCAGAUUUCGGCAAGCUCGACUACGCUCUUUCCUCCACAUUUCGAAGAACUUUUUCGAGGCGGUCGCAGAUGAGAUGUGGGGACAGCUAGAGGGUAUCUUUCCUUUGCUACGAUUGCUCCCGCAGUUCAAGAACAGUGGAGGAAUCUAUAUGGUGGAUAGGGUGCUAUCGUUGGAUGACUUCUCUCGAUGGAACUUCUACGCUCGUCGUGUGAGGAAGAUCACCCUCGCCAUUAGUCUGGGUGGAAACCUCGGCAUGGGAGGGCACUAUCUCUCCCAACCCUAUAUGAUGCUUGCGUCAUUUCAAGCCCGACAUCCCGACGCACAGCUCUUCCCGGGGUUGACGGAAAUCCACUGCAACGGAAAGCAGGGAAGCGACCAGAUGGCCUGCUUCGCGCUUCUCCUGACGCCGUCCAUUCGAACACUUCGUUUUACCGAGGAUGGUUGCUCAAAUCAUUUCCGCCUUCCUCUCGACCAAGUUUCAUCCUUCCUUGAGCAAGCAGCCAUCAUUUCCCCACACCUUCGCAAGAUCGUUGUAUACGCCCCAUCUAACUGCAAGUUGACGCUGUUCAGGUUCCCUUGGAGCGCUAUCGCGCGGUUUCGUCGGGUCGAGACCGUCCACUUGCAGUUGGCCUAUCACACAUUCCACCUCCCCUACAUCCACCAGUUCUCCUCGAGGAAGGACGUCACCAUCUCCCUUUUCCGGCAGCACAACAAGAGCAGGUCCGAGCGCUUCUCCCUCUCUUCCCACAACGAUGAGACGGGUAGGCACCUGACCUUGCUUGGGAACGACGCGAGAAUAACCAUCGAGAAAAUAUUGGCAGGCAACAUUUUGUCUGGAGUGACCGAGCUAACGCUGCUGACGAGGUCCAGCCACGCAGGCCCUGUACAUGGCCCCGUUUGGGGAGUGGUGCUGGGCCAUGUUGCCGACACUGGCGGACACUUGAAGAGAAUCUGCAUCAAGUCUCCGUCGCUGCGGUGGGAUUUCGAUAUCCCGAUCGAAAGACUUGAGGAGCUGGUAACCCUCGAGAAUUUGACUGAACUUGAGCUCGAUGCCCCUAUCUUUGCCCAUAUUCCUCCAGGGACGACAUACGACGACGUCUUCCAUCGCCUUCUCAUAUUGACACAGAGCAAGAACACCCCUCUCACCCAGCUCGUCUUACCUAUGUUCCCUGGCCUUAGUCUGAAGGCUCUGGAGCACGUUGCGAGGGACGCGCCAUCCUUGACCGUCUUCGGAACGGCUCUCAACUCAGAGCACCCAUUCAAUGACUUUCCAUCCGUCCCUUCGACGCCCAAUCCAGACGGAAACCGUCACCAGCUCCUCGAGCUUCGCCUCACGGACCAUCGCGAGUCCGAAUUUCGAGUGGAACAUUUCCGAAAGGUGGCGCUUCUGCUGGAUGGUCUAUUUCCGGAGACAAAGGUGGUCACUGUGAGCCUGGUGGACAGGAAGUCGCCUGGCGCUGGCGUUGUUGCGAACAUCAGGAGAGGAUGGGAUCAGAUAAUCCAGAUGAAAGAGGACUACCGACACAUUAGGUGCUCAACUCUGAAUCGUCGCUGA
This is a messenger RNA of Coprinopsis cinerea okayama7#130, 1701 nucleotides long. RefSeq lists its product as hypothetical. The transcript is spliced from 2 exons. NCBI's taxonomy places the organism in Eukaryota, Fungi, Basidiomycota, Agaricomycetes, Agaricales, Psathyrellaceae. The record is from RefSeq and is a predicted model, not a curated record. The coding region runs from base 1 to 1701 and encodes 566 amino acids.